Messenger RNA from Mandrillus leucophaeus (drill), 2068 nucleotides. It is a transcript of the gene BMAL2, whose product is annotated as aryl hydrocarbon receptor nuclear translocator-like 2. Gene Ontology annotation, molecular function: protein dimerization activity; RNA polymerase II cis-regulatory region sequence-specific DNA binding; DNA-binding transcription factor activity, RNA polymerase II-specific. Gene Ontology annotation, biological process: regulation of transcription by RNA polymerase II. Bases 70 to 1788 code for a protein of 572 amino acids. The transcript is spliced from 16 exons. The record is from RefSeq and is a predicted model, not a curated record. NCBI's taxonomy places the organism in Eukaryota, Metazoa, Chordata, Mammalia, Primates, Cercopithecidae. Gene Ontology annotation, cellular component: transcription regulator complex; aryl hydrocarbon receptor complex; nucleus.
GAAUUGAGCCCAGGAGGCAGAGUGUUGAGAGAGGAGAGCCAGCGCACUGCUCCUGUGGUUUCCAGCCGCAUGAGUCCAAGGACAGGACCAACAGCUAUGGGGUCCUUCAGCUCACACAUGACAGAGUUUCCACGAAAACGCAAAGCAAGUGAUUCAGACCCAUCCCAGUCAGGAAUCAUGACAGAAAAAGUGGUGGAAAAGAUUUCUGAGAAUCCCCUUACCUAUCUUCUUUCAACAAGGAUAGAAAUAUCAGCCUCCAGUGGCAGCAGAGAAGCUCAUAGCCAAACCGAAAAGCGGAGGAGAGAUAAAAUGAAUAACCUGAUUGAAGAACUGUCUGCAAUGAUCCCUCAGUGCAACCCCAUGGCGCGUAAACUGGACAAACUUACAGUUUUAAGAAUGGCUGUUCAGCACUUGAGAUCUUUAAAAGGCAUGACAAAUUCUUAUGUGGGAAAUAAUUGUAGACCAUCAUUUAUUCAGGAUAAUGAGCUCAGACAUUUAAUCCUUAAGACUGCAGAAGGCUUCUUAUUUGUGGUUGGAUGUGAAAGAGGAAAAAUUCUCUUCGUUUCUAAGUCAGUCUCCAAAAUACUUAAUUACGAUCAGGCUAGUUUGACUGGACAAAGCUUAUUUGACUUCUUGCAUCCAAAAGAUGUUGCCAAAGUAAAGGAACAACUUUCUUCUUUUGAUAUUUCACCAAGAGAAAAGCUAAUAGAUGCCAAAACUGGUUUGCAAGUUCACAGUAAUUUCCACACUGGAAGGACACAUGUUUAUUCUGGCUCAAGACGAUCUUUUUUCUGUCGGAUAAAGAGUUGUAAAAUCUCUGUCAAAGAAGAGCAUGAAUGCUUACCCAACCCAAAGAAGAAAGAGCAUAGAAAAUUCUAUACUAUCCACUGCACUGGUUACUUGAGAAGCUGGCCUCCAAAUAUUGUUGGAAUGGAAGAAGAAAGGAACAGUAAGAAAGACAACAGUAAUUUUACCUGCCUUGUGGCCAUUGGAAGAUUACAGCCAUAUAUUAUUCCACAGAACAGUGGAGAGAUUCAUGUGAAACCGACUGAAUUUGUAACCCGGUUUGCAAUGAAUGGAAAAUUUGUCUAUGUAGAUCAAAGGGCAACAGCAAUUUUAGGAUAUCUGCCUCAGGAACUUUUGGGAACUUCUUGUUAUGAAUAUUUUCAUCAAGAUGACCAUAGUAAUUUGACUGACAAGCACAAAGCAGUUCUACAGAGUAAGGAGAAAAUACUUACAGAUUCCUACAAAUUCAGAGCAAAAGAUGGCUCUUUCGUAACUUUAAAAAGCCAAUGGUUUAGUUUCACAAAUCCUUGGACGAAAGAACUGGAAUAUAUUGUAUCUGUCAACACUUUAGUUUUGGGACAUAGUGAGCCUGGAGAAGCAUCAUUUUUUCCUUGUAGCUCUCAAUCAUCAGAAGAAUCCUCUCGACAGUCUUGUAUGAGUGUACCUGGAAUGUCUGCUGGAACAGUACUUGGUGCUGGUAGUAUUGGAACAGAUAUUGCAAAUGAAAUUCUGGAUUUACAGAGGUUACAGUCUUCUUCAUACCUUGAUGAUUCGAGUCCAACAGAUUUAAUGAAAGAUACUAACACUGUGAACUGCAGGAAUAUGUCGAAUAAGGAGUUGUUUCCACCAAGUCCUUCUGAAAUGGGUGAUGGUGCACAGUUGGAUUUCGAUACCCUGUGUGACAAUGAUGACACAGCCAUGGCUGCAUUUAUGAAUUACUUAGAAGCAGAGGGGGGCCUGGGAGACCCUGGGGACUUCAGUGACAUCCAGUGGACCCUCUAGCCUUUGAUUUUUAACUCCAAUAAUGAGAAACAUUUUAAAGCAUUUUAUUUACGAAAAACUGUCUCAACUAUUCUUCAGUACUGUAUUGAUAUUGUUUGUAUCUUUUAUUAAUGUUCUACCAGUUUUUAUAGAUUUGCAUCUUAUUGUCACAGGGAUGUGGGGAAAUAUGUUUUCCUCCCAAGAGAACCAAGUUUAUUAUAGACUCCUUUAUUCAGUGAAAUGGCUUGUAAUCCACUAGUUGCCAUAUUUUUGCUAAAAUAUUUCUAACCAAGAAUACUAC